Molecule: messenger RNA, 4039 nt
Organism: Drosophila persimilis
Lineage: Eukaryota; Metazoa; Arthropoda; Insecta; Diptera; Drosophilidae
Gene: alphaCOP
Product: coatomer subunit alpha
Exons: 2
Coding region: 160-3867 (1235 amino acids)
Biological process (GO): intracellular protein transport; retrograde vesicle-mediated transport, Golgi to endoplasmic reticulum; endoplasmic reticulum to Golgi vesicle-mediated transport
Cellular component (GO): COPI vesicle coat
Molecular function (GO): protein binding; structural molecule activity
Source: RefSeq, a predicted model, not a curated record
UGGGACAGAUGCGCUAAUACUUACAUAUUUUUAUACAGGAAAGUGCCCGAACUUACUUCAAGCGGGUACAUACGUGAAACGUAAGCCGACACGGAACAACGCCAGGCAGCAAAAUCGAAAACAAGAACAAGUAUCUCUGUCACAGUAAAAACUGCCAACAUGUUGAAGAAUUUUGAGUCAAAGUCGGCUCGAGUGAAGGGCCUCUCCUUUCACCCCAAACGCCCCUGGAUUCUGACCAGUUUGCACAGCGGUGUCAUCCAGCUAUGGGACUACCGCAUGCACACGCUCCUGGAGAAGUUCGACGAGCACGAUGGCCCUGUACGCGGCGUGGCAUUUCAUCAGCAGAUGCCCCUCUUUGUCUCCGGCGGCGACGACUACAAGAUCAAGGUGUGGAACUACAAGCAGCGUCGCUGCAUUUUCACUCUGCUGGCGCAUUUGGACUACGUGCGCACUGUGGCUUUCCACCAUGAAUACCCCUGGAUCUUGAGCGCUUCCGAUGAUCAGACCAUUCGCAUCUGGAAUUGGCAGUCGCGCAACUGCAUCUGCGUGCUGACCGGCCACAACCACUAUGUGAUGUGUGCCCAGUUCCAUCCCACGGAGGAUCAGAUUGUCUCCGCCUCACUGGAUCAGACGGUGCGCGUCUGGGACAUUUCGGGAUUGCGCAAGAAGAAUGUGGCCCCCGGUCCAGGGGGCUUGGAUGAUCAUCUGAAGGGUAACCCUGGAGCCACCGAUCUGUUCGGCCAGGCCGAUGCCGUAGUUAAGCAUGUGCUCGAGGGACACGAUCGCGGCGUCAAUUGGGCCAGUUUCCAUCCCACUCUGCCGCUGAUUGUGUCGGGCGCAGACGACCGUCUGGUGAAGCUGUGGCGCAUGAACGAAUACAAGGCUUGGGAGGUGGACACGUGCCGUGGCCACUACAACAACGUGUCCAGCGUUCUGUUCCAUCCCCGCCAAGAUUUAAUCAUCUCGAACGGCGAGGAUCGCAGCAUUCGCGUCUGGGACAUGACCAAGCGUCAGUGUCUCUUCACAUUCCGGCGGGACAACGAGCGCUUCUGGAUUCUGACAGCUCAUCCCACACUCAAUCUCUUUGCAGCCGGUCACGAUGGCGGCAUGGUUGUCUUCAAGCUGGAGCGUGAGCGUCCCGCCUAUGCUGUGCAUGGCAACAUGCUUUACUACGUGAAAGACCGCUACCUGCGGAAACUGGACUUUACCACCACCAAGGACGCUGUGGUGAUGCAGCUGCGGCCGGGCAAGUCGCCCGUGUACAGUAUGUCGUACAACCCGGCCUUGAACGCCGUGCUCAUCUGCACGCGCACCAAUAACCUGGAGAACAGCACCUACGACCUGUGCCAGAUACCCAAGGACACCGAGAGCCAGAACGAGUCCGACAGCAAGCGCAGCUCGGGCAUCACGGCCAUUUGGGUGGCUCGCAACCGCUUUGCGGUGCUGGAUCGCAACCAGCAGCUGGUGAUCAAGAACUUCAAGAACGAGGUCACCAAGAAGAUACCCACCUUCUGCGAGGAGAUCUUCUACGCCGGCACGGGCAUGCUGCUCAUCCGGGAUCCCGAGUUUGUCACCCUCUACGAAGUGCAGCGCCUCGUGUCCGUGGGCAGCAUCAAGCUGGCCAAGUGCCGCUACGUGGUCUGGUCGCCAGACAUGUCGCUGGUGGCCCUGCUCUGCAAGCACUCGGUCACCAUCUGCGACCGCCGGCUGCAGUAUCUGUGCACCGUGCAGGAGAACUGUCGCGUCAAGUCCGGGGCCUGGGACGAGUCCGGCGUGUUUAUCUACACCACGAGCAAUCACAUCAAGUAUGCAAUCACCAACGGAGAUCACGGCAUCAUUCGCACCCUCGACCUGCCCAUCUAUCUGACGCGUGUCAAGGGCAACCAGGUGUUCUGCCUCGAUCGCGAGUGCCGCACCCGCGUCCUGACCAUCGAUCCCACGGAAUACAAGUUCAAGCUGGCGCUCAUCCAGCGCAAAUACGACGAGGUCCUGCACAUGGUGCGCAACGCUCGCCUCGUGGGACAGAGCAUCAUUGCCUAUCUGCAGCAGAAGGGCUAUCCGGAGGUGGCGCUGCACUUUGUGAAGGACGAAAAGACCCGCUUUGGCCUGGCGCUGGAGUGCGGCAACAUUGAGAUAGCCCUGGAGGCGGCCAAGGCCCUAGACGACAAGGAUUGCUGGAAUCGCUUGGGACAGAGUGCCCUUCUCCAGGGCAACCACCAGGUGGUUGAGAUGUGCUACCAGCGCACCAAGAACUUCGACAAGCUCAGCUUCCUCUACCUGAUCACCGGCAACCUGGAGAAGCUCAAGAAGAUGAUUAAGAUCGCAGAGAUCCGCAAGGAUAUCUCGGCCCAGUACCAGGGUGCCCUGGUCCUUGGCGACUUCAAGGAGCGGGUGAGCAUUCUCAAGAACUGCGGCCUGACCUCGAUGGCCUAUCUGACGGCAGCCACCCAUGGCCUGGAUGAGCUCGCCGAAUCGCUGGCUGAGACCAUCACCUCGCAGGGCGACACUCUGCCUGAAGUAAACCCCAAUGCCACGCUGCUGAAGCCCCCUGUGCCCAUCCAGCAGCUGGAGACCAACUGGCCGCUCCUGUCUGUGUCCAAGGGCUUCUUCGAAGGCGCCAUGGUGACGCGGGCUGGCAACAGCGCCACUGCUCGCCAGGCACUCAACAUUAAUGCCGACGCCGCAGUGCUGGAGGAGCAUAACGGUGGCGGAGAUGGCUGGGGUGCAGAUGCCGAUCUGGGACUGGACGAUGACGGUGAUGAUGAGAUGCACGAUGCCCUCAGCAGUGACGAGCUGCCAGGAGGUGCUGGCGGAGAGGAUGGGGCCGGCUGGGAUGUGGGCGACGACGAUCUGGUCGUUCCCGAGGAGCUGGCAUCCAAGAUAAAGGCAUCGGCCCUGGACAGCAACUACUAUGCGGCACCCAACAAGGGAUUGUCCCCAUCACAGCAAUGGGCCAACAACUCGCCACUCGUUCUCGAUCAUGUCAAGGCCGGCGCGUUCGAGAGUGCCUUCCGCCUGCUCAACGAUCAGCUGGGAGUGGUCAACUUCAAGCCUUUCAAGACCCUCUUUCUGCAGAACUACGCCUGCUCGCGCACUAGCUACACGGCCAAUCCCAAUCUACAAUCGCUAAGCGGCUACCCGCUGCGCAACUUCUCCGAGACGAAUGCAAAACUGCAGCGUCCGGCCAUGGGUAUCAAGCUGAACGACCUGGUGUCCCGCCUGCAGGCUGGCUACCAGAUGACCACAUCCGGCAAGUUCACGGAGGCCAUCGAGAAGUUCCAUUCCAUUCUGAUCAGUAUUCCGCUGCUUGUGGUGGAGACCAAGCUUGACACGGCCGAGGCCCAGCAGCUGUUGAAGAUCUGCUCCGAGUACAUUGUGGGCCUCAAGAUGGAAACGGAGCGUAAGGGGAUGCCGAAAUCGACUCUCGAGGAGCAAAAGCGCCUCUGCGAGAUGGCCGCCUACUUCACCCAUUGCAAGCUACAGCCGGUGCAUCAGAUUCUCACCCUUCGCACCGCCCUCAACAUGUUCUUCAAGCUGAAGAACUAUCGGACGGCGGCUUCGUUUGCGCGCCGCCUGCUCGAGCUGGCCCCCAGGCCGGACGUGGCCCAGCAGGUGCGCAAGAUCCUGCAGGCGUGCGAAAUAAAUCCCGUGGACGAGCACCAGCUGCAGUACGAAGAGUUCAAUCCAUUCAACAUAUGCGGCAUCAGCUGGAAGCCGCUGUAUCGCGGAAAGCCGGAGGUGACCUGCCCCUUCUGUAACUGCUCGUACGAUCCCCAAUUCAAGGGUAAUCUCUGCAACGUGUGCGAGGUCAGCCAGAUCGGCAAGGAUUGCAUCGGACUGCGCAUUUCCAACCUGCAGUUCCGCUAAAGUGAGCGGCUCUUCAGCUUAUUUUCGCCACUUCAUUUGUGCUUUCCCCUACGCCUAGCGAGACCCACAUAAGAUCCCUCUAAUAAUCCUUAGCCUAGUUUUACACGAUACACGCAUAUUAAUAUAUAUCAAGUGUCAUUAAUUGUAUAUUAUAAUGGUAUUCAAAACAAAA